Aspergillus affinis is the source of this 2307-nucleotide messenger RNA. RefSeq lists its product as uncharacterized. Bases 1 to 2307 code for a protein of 768 amino acids. Lineage: Eukaryota; Fungi; Ascomycota; Eurotiomycetes; Eurotiales; Aspergillaceae. The record is from RefSeq and is a predicted model, not a curated record. The transcript has a single exon.
AUGGCGAUAUGGCCAUUUGGUCGGAAAAGCAAGCGACAUACAAUCCAGUUGGAUAAUGGCGCUGUCGAAGAAGCCCGCUUGUCGCAGGAACAACGUCAUAGCUUGGAUACCAAACCUUCACGCAAGCAAUCGAAGCGGCAAAAAAACCGACACUCUAACCCGGUGGGCGACCUCUCGACUUCCUUGAGUGAGACUUCGCCCCCUUCUCAGCCUCAUCGCCUCCCUGCACCUACGCCAGACAACGAGCAGGCUAUCUCGAUGAGAGACGCACGGGAUCAGGCCUCCCGGACAGGCUACCGUCACGAUGGUCAUGCCCCUCGCUCGACCGUCGGUCAGGACCACCCCUCAAUAGCGCUGGUGAAAUCGAAACGUCCCGAGAAUGGCCCCUCGGUCCUGAAAAAGAAAUUAAGCAAGCGAAAGGCCUACGAAAUCGCCAGAGAGCGAGAAAUUCGUCUGAUGGCUUCCUCGCCGAUUGACAUUCCCCACCGUUCAUACCAGUCCGGAGACAACCUCUCGGUCGACACCCGCCGACCUCCGAGGAAUCAUAGUCGACGAUCCGAUCGACACCAAUCCGAUCUCAGUCUCUCCCUUCGUGACUCCGCGUCCUCGCUCUCCGAUUGCGCGGACUCUUACACCUUCAAAGUUAACGGGCUCAGUGCUUGGACCCCGCGUCCCGUUAUCCGAUACGUCGAAGCCCCUCGAGUUCCGACCGCCAAGAGCCAAAAAACAUCCGAGGGGUCGACCCGGAAGGAAAAGACCCCCGCCGUCUCAGUUUCGGAGGAAAAUGCCUACUCGAAGAAACGAGUGGAUAGACUGGCCGAUGAUCUCGAUGCGGGCGCCUUGAGGGAGCUGUUGGAAAGAGAUCGUCGACGAAAGGAGCGAAAACAGAUCGAAGACCAGGAGAAACUGCAACGUAGACUCCAACGGACCGCUGAGCGGCAAAGAUUGGAAGCGGAGCGUGAAUCUGCGGCUCGUGCCCACCAGGACGGAAAGGAGGACAGUGCCCAAAUCCAGCGAGGCCGGCCAGGUGCCGAGAACCACGCUGAAACCGAUCGUGCGGGCAGAGAUGAUGCGUCCAAAGCCAACGAGAUGACAACCAUCCAGUCUGGCGACCCUGCCGGCUCAUGGUUGCGAGAUGCUUCCAAGGAUGCCCACCGCAAAAUCCGUGAAUCCACCGAAAGUGUCAGUGUCAUCGGCAAUAUUGACGACAGCUCUAUCCGGGAACCGAAGUUGGGCAUGCGUCGCAGCUUUGCUCCGUCUCAGGAGAUGGCUAUGUCGCGAAGUACCUUGCAUAGUCCUUCAUCUUCCCAGGUCAAUGGCAUGGGCCGAGAAUCCACCUCGGAUUUAUCACGAACUGUCGACUCGGAGCGACGCCUGUCCGACCACGGCAAUGGUCGGAUGAACACGAUAUCGUCGAUUUUCCGACGGGGCAGUUCGCGUCUUAAGCGAAGAUACCGUGAACGAUUCCACGAUCAGCGAUCAGAAAUUUCCAACAACACCUCCCACGAAUCUUUUUUCAAGGUGUCCACCCAGUCAUCUGGACCGCCACCCUACGUGCCUCCCAAGACGUUCCUGCAUUCGGGUACGAUCAAGCGCUCUCAGUCCAAGUUCACCGAACAUUUUGGAGAUGAGCCGCUCUCGCCUCCUGACUCUCGCCUUCAGUCCCCGGACAUCCCCGAAGAGCUCGAGGAUGAACAUGAACCGUCCGCCGGACACAUGGUUUCGCGAUACCCGAUUCCCGGGUCUGACGUGGACCUACCGGAUGCCAACGGAAACCCUCACAACUCCUGGACCGGCGAGAGCAUCGAAGGCGACGCGGAAAAUGUACCCUUGUCGCAGUCGCUGGCAUCGAUUGAUUCCGAAGGAUCAUGGAUGUCCGGGAAGUUCCUACGCCGUAUCUCUCAAAGAACAAGCAACCCCGUUCGUCCCAGCCUGAGCUCAUCCAGGAGAAGAUUGGAUGAAGGGAGCGAAGGACUACCGAAAGAAGAUGAGGUGGCCAACAACGGCGAGGAAUUGGUCAAAUUCAGCACCAACAACGACGAUCCAACCCGAGCCAGCCACGCGGUCAGCGAAGCCGACCAUGAUUUCGACAUGGUCCAGGCAGCAGCAGCGUCAGAGGAGAAUUGGCACGAUCAUGUUGCGCGGCGGCCAGUUCUCGUCACCCCCGCGAUCCGACCGAAAUCGAACGAAGGGAUCCUCAACUCUGUUAUUGCGGAUGCGGACGAGGAAUUCAGCCCGAUCGAGGAGCAUUCUGCCGAGUACCAUUUCGCCAAAGAUGACGGCUAUGACAGCGGGCAUUGUCACUGA